AAAAAAGGAGAAUGAGUGAGAGAGGAAAGGAGAUAGAGGAGGAGGGGAAGAAUGAGAGAGAGAUGCUCCAUCAUUGGAAUCACGAGCAUCCACUUACUUUGGUGAAUACUCGUGAAAAAGUAUACUGUUAUGGGUGUGAAGAGCUGUUUAGUGUUGGAGAGCAAGCUUAUGGAUGCAGCACCGAGGGGUGUAACUACGCAAGAUUAUUACACGCAGAAUGUGCAGCGAUGGAAAGAAAGAUACGCCAUCCAUCGCACCACCCUCAACACAUACUCAUCCAACGCCACGAACUGGAAUUAGGGAGGUGCCGUAUAUGUGAAAGGACUAUUUGGAGCAUUGGUUACAAAUGCUCCAAAUGUAAUUUCCAGAUGCACCUGAGAUGCGCACAAGGUGGUGGCAUGGUCGAUGCAACAGGCGAUGGUGGUGAUGAUAAUAAAAGUCACAGCAUCAUACAUCAUCCAAGUCAUCCUGGCCAUGAAUUGAAGUUGUUGAGGAGAAGAUGUUCUUUCAAGUGCGAUGCUUGCUGCACCACACGCAAAGGGAGCUCCUACACAUGCACCACAGAUGAUUGUCAGUAUUGCAUCCAUGAGAGAUGUGCUUCCUUGCCUCAGAGCUUCAAAAGGGAAGAUCAUCAUCACUCCCUCUCUUUAUCCUUUCGCGUCCCUUUUGAAUAUCUCAAUUUCAACUACAAAUGUGAUGUGUGCAACACAUAUUUGCUACCCAACUAUUGGAUAUAUCAUUGUCAAAUCUGCAGAUUUAUUGUCCACGUCAAGUGCGUUUUCAACAAGCAGCCUCCCAUCACUGAAAAUAUUGGGAAAGAUGUUAUUCAUCUUCCAGCAAAUGAGGUAGCCGAGGAACUAAUUAUACCGUUUGUGAUGAGACAAAGAGGAGAAGGAGGAACAUUCAUUCCACUUCCACCCAUCAUCAUCAUCCCUGCUGCUGCUGCCGUUGAUGAGUUGAUGAAGAUGAAGUAUACGUUCCUUCAUCACCAACAUCAACUUACUUUACUCUCGUCUGGUGAUCCAAGGCAAGAAGAAGAAGAAGAACAUGAUGAGGAGAAUUAUGGAGUGAGAUCGGAAUUGAUAUGUGAUGGGUGCAUCACUCCUAUAUCUUCAUCAUCAUCAUCAAACUACUAUAUGAGUUGCAGUGAAUGCAACUACAACCUUCACUUGGCUUGCUUUCACUUGCCACCUCAACUCUCCUCACAUCCACUCCACCGACAUGAUCAUCACCAGCUUGUCCUCCAAUCUUGUCACAAACAUCAACCUUGGGAGGACCAAUAUUGCCAUGUCUGUGGGUAUUAUACUAACGGGCUGUUUUAUAGAUGCACAGCAUGCGACUUCAAAGUCGAGAUCCAAUGCGCUUGUAUGCCGGAUACCAUACACCACGCAGCUCACCCGCGACAUCUCCUCAAGUAUGUGACUCAGUCCAAUCUACGCUGGGAUAUCAACCGACGGCGCUUGUCGUGUGCUGCUGGUUGUGACGACCGCAUAACCUAUUACGAUUGUUACAGGUGCAGCAACAACUCAUGUGAUUUCAUAGUGCACGCCAGAUGCGCUUUGCUGCCUGUGUCGGUCAGCAGCCGUAGAUGGGACGAGCACCACCCACUGCUGCUGACGUACGACGCCACUCUCAACCGUCCUGGCGAUUUCUACUGCGACCAAUGUGAGACACAGAUGAAUCCCAGGAGCUGGAUGUAUCGCUGCCGCGCUUGCGAUAUAUCCUUCCAUCCUAAAUGCUUUAUAACUACAUCCGGAGAGUAUAGAAACAUGAAGUUGGGGCAGAAAUAUGUGAAUGACGCAGUUCACCAACACCCUCUCACCUAUCAACUUCUCACCACUAAACGCUGCUGCGACAUUUGUGGUCGGGGUAAACUUGAACAGGAAGGAUUUUACUGUGCAUUAUGCAACUUCUUCAUUUGUUACUACUUCUGCAGUAGAGGAUUGAUUAAAAAUGUUGAUUGAGAGAAAUUAUCAUACUUUGUCUAGAAUUAGUCAAUUCUACCUCUUUCCACUCGUAUUUGUAUGUUAUUAUUAUCAUGACUUAUUGUUAUAAAUUUGUAUACUUAUUCAAAUUGAUCUUUUUUAUGCUUA
Molecule: messenger RNA, 2093 nt
Organism: Salvia hispanica
Lineage: Eukaryota; Viridiplantae; Streptophyta; Magnoliopsida; Lamiales; Lamiaceae
Source: RefSeq, a predicted model, not a curated record